CGGGCCGGGCCGGCCGCGGCGGCGGAGGGCGCAGCGGGGGCCGCCGCGGCCGCAGCGUGGCAAGGAUGGAGCCGUGGAAGCAAUGCGGGCAGUGGCUGAUCAGCUGCAAGGUGCUGCCGCCCAACCAUCGGGUCACCUGGGACACGGCCCAGGUCUUCGACCUGGCGCAGACGCUGCGCGACGGCGUGCUGCUGUGCCAGCUGCUCAACAACCUGCGCAGCCACUCCAUCAACCUCAAGGAGAUCAACUUGCGCCCUCAGAUGUCCCAGUUCCUUUGCUUGAAGAACAUAAGGACUUUUCUUUCGGCAUGUUGUGAAAUAUUUGGGAUGAAGAAAAGUGAACUUUUUGAAGCAUUUGAUUUGUUUGAUGUGAGAGACUUUGGAAAGGUGAUAGAGACACUCUCAAAACUUUCUCGCACUCCUAUUGCAAUAGGCACAGGAAUAAGGCCCUUCCCUACAGAAGAAAGCAUUGAUGAUGAAGAUAUCUACAAAUGUCUUCCUGAUUUGAUAGAUGAAACUGGUAUUGAUGAAGAUGAGGAGCUGUAUGAUUGUGUCUAUGGAGAAGAUGAAGGUGGGGAGGUUUACGAAGACCUAAUGAAAGAUGAAGCAGCGCAGCAACCCAAACAUACCGAGAAUGAUGUAAGAAGUUGUUGUCUUGCUGAAAUAAAACAAACUGAAGAGAAAUACACUGAAACUCUGGAAUCAAUAGAGAAAUUUUUUAUGGUGCCAUUGAAAAGAUUUUUGUCAGCAUCAGAGUUUGAAACUGUUUUCAUCAACAUUCCUGAUUUGGUGAAAAUUCACAGGAGUCUAACACAGGACAUCAGUGAUUCCAUUAUUAACAAAAAUGAUCAGAACUUGUAUCAAAUUUUUAUUAACUACAAGGAGAGAUUGGUCAUUUAUGGACAGUACUGCAGUCAAGUGGAAACAGCCAUAUCAUGCUUAGACAACAUUUCAAAGACAAAAGAAGAUGUUAAGUUGAAGUUAGAGGAAUGUUCCAAGAGGGCCAAUAAUGGGAAAUUUACUUUGCGAGAUCUUUUAGUGGUUCCAAUGCAAAGAGUGCUAAAAUACCACCUACUGCUCCAGGAGCUGGUAAAGCACACCACAGAUCCCAUGGAGAAAGCAAAUCUAAGACUGGCGCUUGAUGCAAUGAAGGACUUGGCUCAAUAUGUAAAUGAAGUGAAGAGAGAUAAUGAAACACUCCGUGAAAUUAGACAAUUUCAACUAUCAAUAGAGAAUUUGAAUCAUUCCCUCUUACAGUAUGGAAGACCUCAAGGUGAUGGGGAGAUAAGGAUAACUACGUUAGACAAACGUGCAAGGCAAGACAGGCAUAUCUUCUUGUUUGAUCUGGCUGUAAUUGUUUGCAAACGGAGAGGUGAUAAUUAUGAAAUGAAGGAAAUAAUAGAUCUUCAGAAAUACAAAAUUACAAAUAACCCCACUACUGAUAAAGAAAAUAAAAAGUGGUCUUAUGGCUUCUACCUCAUUCAUAUCCAAGGUCAAAAUGGUUUAGAAGUUUAUUGCAAAACUAAAGAUUUGAAGAAAAAAUGGCUUGAACAAUUUCAGAUGGCUCUGUCAAACAUACGGCCUGAUUAUGCGGACACAAGCUUUCAUGAGUUCAAAAUGCAUACUUUCAGUCGUGUGACAUCUUGCAAAGUCUGUCAAAUGCUUCUUCGGGGAACAUUUUAUCAAGGCUAUUUAUGCUCUAAGUGUGGAGCUGGAGCACACAAAGAAUGUUUAGGAAGAUUAGACAAUUGUGGCAGAGCUAAUUCAGGUGAACAUGGGAACCUGAAACAUGAGAAACGAACAAAUGGAAUUAGAAGGAACUCCAGACAUGUGGACCCAGGUUUACCGAGGAUGCAAGUAAUUCGAAACUACAAAGGAAUACCGCAACCAGCACCACAGGAUGGUCCACCAUUACAUAUCCAGAUUGGGGACACUAUUGAACUGAUCACAGGCGAUGCUCAUAGCUUAUUUUGGCAGGGCAGAAAUCUAACAACAGGAGAACUUGGCUUCUUCCCAAGUGAUGCAGUAAAGCCUAGUCCAUGUGUUCCAAAACCAGUUGACUACUCGUCACAACUGUGGUUUGCAGGAGCAAUGGAAAGAUUGCAAGCAGAGAGUGAACUUAUUAAUAGAGUAAAUAGCACUUACCUGGUGCGACACAGGACUAAAGAGUCGGGAGAGUAUGCAAUUAGCAUUAAGUACAAUAACGAAGUGAAGCACAUCAAGAUAUUAACAAGAGAUGGCUACUUCCACAUUGCAGAAAAUAGAAAAUUUAAAAAUUUAAUGGAACUUGUAGAUUACUAUAAGCACCACUCUCUCAAAGAAGGCUUUCGAAGUCUGGAUACUACACUUCAAUUUCCAUACAAAGAAUCUGAAAACUCGGUGGGGCAGAGGGGUAACAGAGCAGGUGGCAACUCCCCUUCUUUGUUCUGUGGGUUUUCUUUUGUAACUCCUCCAGACUUCAGCUUUGUUCCCCCUUCCUCCACUCCUUUCUGGUCAGUGCUAAGUCCAAAGGUGAUCGGCAUUGCCAUUGCAAGGUAUGACUUCUGCGCAAGAGACAUGAGAGAACUGUCCUUAUUGAAAGGCGAUGUUGUAAAAAUUUAUACGAAGAUGAGUGCAAAUGGCUGGUGGAGAGGUGAAGUAAACGGAAGGGUGGGCUGGUUUCCGUCUACUUAUGUUGAAGAAGAUGAAUGAAUUAAAACCUCUGCUGACCAGCAAUUUCAGGGAUUGUAUAAUUUAAUAACUUCAAGCAUUAAUGGUCUUGUUAAGUACCCAGGCAGCAGCAUUUUGUAUGUCUGAAUCUUCUAGUCUUAUUCUUGGCAUUUACAAAGAACUUUGUGCUAACAGAUUAUUACCUUGCCCAGAGCUGUGCAAGAAACAACCUGCCACUUGGCUGUCACUGGGGAUCAGUACAAAGUCUGGCACUCACAAUCCAGAAGAUUACAGGAAAACAAUUUUUUUUAUUCUGUUUUUCAUUUCAUUUUCAUGCUGUAGUACACCAUGAAUAGCAGCUAUGGCUGAAUGUUUAAUAAGUCUGUUUUCUUCUAGCUAACAUCUGUGAUGGUACCAGGAGAUGAAGGCUUAUUUUUCCUUAUCACUGUAAGCAGAAAACGUAGUUCAGUCAUUCAGGUAGGCAUAAAGUGUAGUCGAUAGACUUUUCAAAACAUCAAACUACCUUACUUAUCACCUUGUAAACAGUUUUACACUUAAAAAAAAAAAAAUCAUUCUAAAGUAAACACAAAUGUAGUAAACAUGAGUAGCAUUUAUGCAUAUGUAAUUAGAUAACUGAAUUCUUUGAGGUUUUGCCUGAAUCUUCUAACAGUUUGUUUAAAGAAAGCUUUCUAUAAAAGUUUGGUGACAUGAUAUGGCUUGAAAAAUCAUCUGCAAAGUGGAAUUCUGGACUGGUUUUUUGUCUUCUCAGCUUUAUUAGUUUAGCAACCGAUCGUCAAAAUGCAACCCGAGGGUAAUUAUGGCAAGAUUCAUUUUAAAAUUUUAAGCAUUAGCAUUAAAUAGAUACUGUAACGCUGUCGUGUAGCAGGGUAUACUGAGUCAGGAUGAUUUCAUUUCUUGAGAACAAAAUUGUAUAUCUUAAUUUCCGGGAUGAUUCAUGAGAACUUUUUGAUGCUUCCAGCUGUAAGCUGUUUUUCCUGGUUAGGCAGCUUCUAUUUCUACUUAGGUCACCUUUUGUGCUCUUAGAAGUUAAUACAGAAGGAACAUACAGAGCUCAGCAUGCCUGUUCCCCUCUUGUUUCCUGAGAUGUUAAUGGCAGGGUGGUAUGUGAUCUUGUUGCAUUGUUAUGAAUAUCCUCAAGUAACAGUGGAAACCAGAUUAGUUAGCUUGAAGUGGCACCUGAUCCUUGGAUGAAGCAGUUUUUAAGGUAUUUAUGGAGUGUCUGAAGUGCUUUAACUUUAAGGAAAUGUGGGUGCUGCCUUCAGAUCUACUGUUUAGAUAAUUUCUAAGUCAUCUUGAAAACUUCAAAGAAAGUAAAGCUCCUUCUUUGCUUCAUUCUGGCCUCCUGGUCAUCAUGAAGAAUGUAGCACAGCACAGAUCACAGUAAUCCCCUUUCUCUCUGCAAUGAUCAUACCCAUCUGUUACACCUAGCACGUACUGUUAUGUGACCAGGAAAAAGUGAGGAUCUCCUAAUUAGAAAUCCUCCACUUGUCAGAUUCAGCCUUGCAGAUUAAAAUCUGCUGAUACUCUUAAUUUUUCAAGGAUUUACCUCAAAAUUUUGUGAACUGUGAUUAUGUUAAGUGCAUUGCUUGAUGGAAUAAUUCAGAGUAUUUGUAAAUAUGUACAUUAUUCAUAAAACAUUUUGUAAAUGACCUGUACAGUAGUGUAGACUGGGAGAUAGUGUUUGAUCAUGUUUUCCCAUGCAGUUUUAUUGUCAGUUGUGAGCCUGAUCCUAUGUUCCUUAAGUAGACGAAGUUGAUGCACAGUUUUGCCCUCUCUAGGGGUACAGAAAUGGUCUAUAGGCUUGUGUUUAGUGCUUUGCUGUCUUACAGUUAUGAGAAGAAGCAGUUUAAUUCAGUGAGUUAAGAAAUGCAUCAGUCAUUCUGGACAGCUUGGAUUUAGAAUCAUUUUGAGUACUCUCUCCGUCCUGAAAUUUCUGUGAAGCCUUUAAGCAACUCCUGAAUCCAGUAAUCAGCCUUUGAGAAGAAUGAAAGCCAUAGAUGAACUUACUUUUUUGGCAUAAAUCUACAUGUUAUUGUCUGUGUUUAAUGCCCUGUAUUAAUUGAGUUAAUGCUGCAUCUUAAACUAGAUUUUCAGUACCAAAGACUUCUAGAUAUUCUGAAGUGUUUCUUUCACGUGCUUCUUUUGCUUGUAUGGAGGUUUUGUUGUCAUGCCGUGCUGGUGUUACCUUACUUUAAUUUGUAAUAUUUUGUAAAUAUGUUAAAUACAAUAAACUGGUCUUUUUUUUUAAUUUA
Messenger RNA from Coturnix japonica (Japanese quail), 4921 nucleotides. RefSeq names its product vav guanine nucleotide exchange factor 3 (gene VAV3). Gene Ontology annotation, cellular component: plasma membrane; cytoplasm. Gene Ontology annotation, molecular function: guanyl-nucleotide exchange factor activity; protein binding. Gene Ontology annotation, biological process: intracellular signal transduction; regulation of GTPase activity; cell migration. The record is from RefSeq and is a predicted model, not a curated record. Lineage: Eukaryota; Metazoa; Chordata; Aves; Galliformes; Phasianidae.